UUCCCGGCAGCGUCAGUCCGUCACAAAGAGCGACAGGGUUGGGUGGGUCGUACAGUGAGCCGAGGGUGAGAGACGAAGCCCUGUGGUUACGAGAUCAGAUCUGAUGCAGUCGUGUUGAUCCCGGACUAUUUGUAUUGACAGUAGAUCUCCUUUCGUUUGCUAGUCGAAGUCCGGUGCGAAGCCGGUCGUUCAGUGCGCGACCACAGUACAAAAGACUUUUGUGAUAUUUUUCUAGUACAGUUCCGUAGCGGAACUAUUUAACUUCUCGUACUUUAAAGUGUACAAUAUAAGUAAAAAUUUGGAAAACAUGGAAAUCCUGCCGGUUACGAGUCAGUUUAACGUCGGAUUCAGUAGUGAAAAAGCAUGGAGUGGGCCAACGUGGCGGGAAGCGACCGUGCCGAUCCCGACGGAGGCGGCGCUGGCUCAGAAACUGGAGAGAGAGCUCCGCGCGGCCAAGGGUGCGAGCGAGCUGGCCGCAGCAGAGGUUCUGGUGCCGGCUGAGCUGCUGGCGAGGGCCGCGCGGCAGGCGCUGCACCUGGCCGAGGGGGAGCCCUGCGGGUCACGGGGCGCAGCCCUCAUAGUGGACGUGGCAGGGCGCCGCCUGGCCGCCUUCAAGAUAGACCCCAACACGCUCACCACGCACGAGAUACACCUGCACCUGGAGCAUGACGCCACCAACUGGACGAGCCUGUUGCCGCAAUUCUUAAAAAACUUAACCCGAGGCGGCACCAUCAUCAUCAGUCCCCAGUUCACGAUAGAAAAGAAAAAACUGUUCCGGAGCCAGUCGGAGUGAGACUGGUGCAGAGUACCGCGCGGGCGAUCAACCGCCCUCCUCGAUAUGAUCUACGUAUCGUUAUUUUAACAAAUAUCAAUAUUAUUAUAUGUAUAUUAAUUAUAAUAUUUUUAUUAAGAGAAAAAAAAGCACAGCGUGAUAUGUAAUGUAUAGUUGUAGAAUAAGCGCGCAAAAGCGCAUAGUCUCGCACUGAGUCGCGCCGCAGUCGGCGAGUCGCGCGCGAUGCGACAUGCGCUUUGUGUCGGCAAAGCGUCGAGGGUCUAGUCGCGCGACUCGGACGACGCGGCGCUGCUCGGCGCGUGUGCGACGACACGCGGUCGCGAGCGCUGAUCUCUGACCUGCUCCUAACCCAGCCCUCUCCCGAAGCCCUCGACCCUCGCCCACCGGAGCGCUCGACCGCGGGUCGCCAGUGCAGUGUUAAUCGUUGUUCGUAUUCUAUGGUUGAGUCCGUGUGAACGAGUGAAUGUCCGUGAUGGCGCGACGGCGGAGUGCGCCCCGCGACUUAGAUCUCAGGCGUCGUCGCGCAAGUGAUACUGAUUGAGAAUCGAUCCCGCGAGGUGAUCGAUUAGUGUUACGUAUUAUUUUUGUUUAGAGUUCGAUUCUAUUCUCGAGUUGUGUAGAGUUUGUAUAUUACUUGUAUUUAAUAGAGGCGACCUCCCUCGAGGUCAGAUAUGUGUACGUCGUCGUAAUUGUACUAGGUCGUACAUUUGUUUGUGAUACUACUUUUGUAAUGUAAAAUUUAAUGGAAGAUAUACUUUAAAGAGAGCGCGCAUGCAAUUGUAAUGUUGAUUGAGUCUGUUGGAUGAUGGAUGGAUGGAUGGUCCGUCGGAGGCAAUAAGUGGAUGCGCGGUCAUCCGCGUUCUAAUAUACUGCAAAGAUCUCAGGUUAUAUAAUUAUAGUUAUAAACAAGUAUUAAGUUAUUUAAGUUAAUAUAAAGAUUGUAAUUUUUAUAAGAUUGUUUUCUAUCGGCGCGAACCAGCGCUAUCAUAGUCCAGUGUGUUAAGAGAGAAAUUUGUACUAACAGUAUCUAUAAUUGACGAGAUGUUAUCGAAAUCAUUUGCAUCCAGUGUAAAUUACUGUGUAGCUACAUUUAAUACAAUAGAGUAACAGUUUUAUUGAAAUCUAAAUGUCUUUAUGGUCCAGUGUUGUGAAUGCACAAUGUUCUAGAACAAAUCACUCAUGAAAUUGUUAAAUAAGCCACAAACAACAGAACCACAAAGUUAACAACUCAAAUGGUAUAUCGAUUGUUUAUAAUUGAUAUUUAUUUCAUAGACUGUAAAAUUUGUAGAAAUUUAAAAAAAAAUAUAGUUUCAAAAAUUUA
Molecule: messenger RNA, 2114 nt
Organism: Leptidea sinapis
Lineage: Eukaryota; Metazoa; Arthropoda; Insecta; Lepidoptera; Pieridae
Product: protein charybde-like
Exons: 3
Coding region: 308-793 (161 amino acids)
Biological process (GO): apoptotic process; regulation of TOR signaling; negative regulation of signal transduction
Cellular component (GO): cytoplasm
Source: RefSeq, a predicted model, not a curated record